Molecule: messenger RNA, 917 nt
Organism: Selaginella moellendorffii
Lineage: Eukaryota; Viridiplantae; Streptophyta; Lycopodiopsida; Selaginellales; Selaginellaceae
Product: peptidyl-prolyl cis-trans isomerase
Exons: 6
Coding region: 65-787 (240 amino acids)
Biological process (GO): protein folding; protein peptidyl-prolyl isomerization
Molecular function (GO): peptidyl-prolyl cis-trans isomerase activity
Source: RefSeq, a predicted model, not a curated record
GGGGAGCCUGAGAUAUUUUGUGUGCCUACCUAGGUUUAUCAAUCAAGCGGCCAAACAGUCGAGCAUGGCGGCGGCGAGGGGCAAGUUGUGUGCAUCCAUGCCCGGUAUGGCCGCGGCCGCCUCUCGGCCCACCUUGGCAUGGCUGCGCUCCUCCUCCUUUGUGUCGCCGUCGCAGCAGCUGCUGCCCAAGGCGAUGAGAGCUUCACCCUCGCCAGUUGCCGUGAUGAGCCGGAGCCGCCCUUUUGCAACCCAGGCCGCUGUUAGCGUGGAGCCGUCGACGCUACAAGCUAAAGUCACCAGGAAGUGCUACUUUGACAUGAAGAUCGGCAACGAGCCGGUGGGUCGCAUCGUGAUUGGUUUGUACGGGGACGACGUCCCCAGGACCGUGGAGAACUUCCGAGCCUUGUGCGCUGGUGACAAGGGGUAUGGCUACAAGGGCUCUGCUUUCCACAGGGUGAUUAAGAACUUUAUGAUCCAAGGCGGAGAUUUCGAUAGAUGUGAUGGGACUGGUGGACGGAGCAUCUAUGGUGGAAAGUUUGAAGACGAGAAUUUCAAGCUGACUCACACUGGGCCAGGAGUUCUGAGCAUGGCUAACGCCGGGCCCAAUACCAACGGGAGCCAGUUCUUCCUCUGCACUGUCAAGACGGACUGGCUGGACAAGAAGCACGUCGUUUUUGGUCAUGUUCUCGAAGGCAUGGACGUGGUCAAGAUGAUCGAAACCCAGCCCACGGAUCGUGACGACCGCCCCAAAAAGGCAUGCGUCAUUGUCGAUUGUGGAGAGCUGUGACUCUAGGUUUGCCAAGUUUUGGAAUGAGUUAAGUUUUUGUCAACGACAAGGCUUUGCAAGAAACAAUGUCUUUUGUUUUCUAUGUGGGAACUUUGUCUCUCAACAAAAUGGUGAUCCUGUUGAAUGCAAA